AUGGUUACUGGAAGGAAUGAUGAUGUGCUUGCGGCGGCAUUGAUCCUAUUGGAUGGUUCCAUUCCACAAAAGAAUGCUGGUGAUCGGGAGCGUGAUGCUGAUGAGUUCCAUGCGCAAAAGAUUACAAGAUUUUCUGAGUUGGUUAACAAGAGUGAGAUCUAUGAUAAGGAGAGCCGUGAGAGUGAUGCUCAUUACAAGUCCUUGCAUGAUAAGAAAGGAAAAGGGAAAUUCCGAGGGAAGUCGUAUGAUGGUAAGAAGAAAGUUGGUGAUGGUAAGAAGUCGAGUGAGGGAGGAUCUCACACUCCUGUCAAGUGCUUCAGAUGUGGUGUUGAGGGACAUCGUGCUCCCGAGUGUCCUAAGGGCGAUGUGACUUGUUUUAAGUGUGGUAAGAAAGGUCACAAAUCUUUUGAUUGCAGAGUUGGUUUGAAUGUGACUUGCUACAACUGUGGUGAGCAAGGGCACAUUAGUAUCAAGUGCGAAAAUUCGAAGAAGGAGCAAGCCAAAGGGAAAGUGUUUGCAUUGUCUGGUACUAAUACUUCUGUUGAGGAGAGAUUGAUUCGAAAUUUUGAAGUUGAUUUAGUGUGUCUUCCAUUGAGUCAACUUGAUGUUAUUUUGGGAAUGGAUUGGUUGAGGGCCAACCGUGUCUAUAUCAAUUGUUUUGCGAAAGCUGUUCUUUUUCUUGAGCCAGAGAAGGAAGGUGAUUUAUUCUUGUCUACUCAACAAGUGGAUGAAUAUGUGUGA
Lathyrus oleraceus (garden pea) is the source of this 741-nucleotide messenger RNA. RefSeq lists its product as uncharacterized. The transcript has 4 exons. Bases 1 to 741 code for a protein of 246 amino acids. The record is from RefSeq and is a predicted model, not a curated record. Gene Ontology annotation, molecular function: nucleic acid binding; zinc ion binding. NCBI's taxonomy places the organism in Eukaryota, Viridiplantae, Streptophyta, Magnoliopsida, Fabales, Fabaceae.